GAGUGAGAAUGAGGAAGUGCGUGAGGAGUUUACAUCAUUUAUAUACAUAUUGGCCUGUUUUUAACUUUUUGUCUUUUGUAUUUGUUGUUUUUGCUAUUUUCCUACAAUGAGGAUAAACGAAAACACUUUACUGGAGGGAAACAAAGUCGUGCUGGUUCCUUAUACAGAGGAGCACGUGCCCAGGUAUCAUGAGUGGAUGAAGUCUCCAGAGCUGCAGCAGCUGACCGCUUCAGAGCCGCUGACCCUGGAACAGGAGUACGACAUGGCGAGAAGCUGGAGGGAAGAUGAUGACAAGUGCACCUUCAUCAUCCUUGACAAGCAGCGGUGGGCAGACAGCAGCGUAGAAGAGGAGCAGUGCAUGGUGGGAGAUGUCAACAUCUUCCUUACUGACCCCACCGACCCGACCUUGGCUGAGUUGGAGAUCAUGAUAGCCGAGCCCGGUUACAGAGGUAAAGGCAUCGGGAAAGAGGUGACCCUCAUGAUGAUGUGCUAUGGAGUCACCAAACUUGGAGUAAAACAAUAUGAAGUAAAAAUUGGGCUGGACAACCAGAUCAGCAUCGCCAUGUUCAAGAAGCUCCACUUCCAUGAGUUGUCUGUGUGCAAAGUGUUCAAAGAGGUGACCCUGGGGAUGACAGUGGACGAGUCCGUCCGAGAGAGACUGCUUAAUUACACUGCAGACGUGAAGGAGGGAGACUACAGGCACAGUAGAAGUAACAGACAGGAAGUGACAUCACACUGAGGAGCUGCUUGAUGUGUAAAGACUUCUGGAUAAGAAGGAGAUGGUUCUGCACACAGAGGAUGGAAAUCUGGUGUGUGGUUAAGACUUCAUGCACAUUUAGUGCUAUCCCAUCUUCACUUGUAGAUCUGUUUAAUACUCCAUUAUUGUAUCUGUGAGGCAGAGUUAGGGUAAACUGGUUUAUAACUGGUUUAGGUGGUAUCAUCUAGACUCCAUACUGACUCUCCAGCCAGUGCUAUCUAAAUGUACAGAAACUUUAUGAUUUCAGUCAUAUUUUAACCAAAAAAGAGAGAAAGCAAUGUCUAACUUAUAUACUUAAAAUACGCUGGCAGCUUUUUCAAAAAAUUGAAAAAGUGGCAAUGAAAGAGGAAAUGCUCCCUCAUUGAUUAUUCUUAAAUUCUGCAUCGUCAAAAGUGAAGAAACUUCAUCUUCAGUCAUUUUUAAAGAGAAAACAAUGUCUAAAUCGUGCAAAUAUGUUGUCAGCAUUUUAUAAAGAUUGUGAAAGUGGCAUUGAAAGAGGGGCUCUUACUCUUCAUUUGUUCUCAAGUUCUGUUGUGUCAAAAAGUGAAAAAACAAACAAACUUAAACUUCAUUUUUUAAUCAAAAGAGAGAAAGUAAUGCCUCAAUUGCACAAACUUUUAGCAACAUUUUGAAAAGGCUGACGAAGUCGAGUGAAAAAGUAAAUUCUCACACUUCAAUUAUUUUUAAGGGGUAUCAAAAAGUGCAGGAACUAAAAAUUUAAACUAUAAAUUUAAUAGUUUAUUUUUAACCAAAGACAAAGAGAGAGGUCUGUCUAGAUUGCACAAAUAUGUUGGCAGCAUUUUCAGUGUUAGUUUUGAAUUUUGGGAUGAACUCUUGUGAAAAGCUAAACUUUCUGAUGUGGCCUUGAUCAUAAAGGUUAUAAAGAGCGGUUACCAUCCCAUCUUAGAGCAAGUAAAGUACAAUGCUGGUGGAGUUAAACAAUUCUGCCUCUUAAAACAGAAGUUUCCAUUUGAUGGUCCUCAUUCAUGAAGGCCUAAUAUGAGGAAGUCAUUUCUCUUGCAUUAAGAGAAACUUCUUUGUCUCAUGUUACAUGUAAUAGCCUCAUUACCCCGUGACAUUUCUCAUAAUAUUCUUGUUAACUAAUGGAAAUAAAAGCCAACAGUGGGAGGUUUAUUGUUCGCCUUUCAUAUCACAUCACAUAAGCCAUAUCUCUACUGGCUGUCUCUUCAUAAACCACAUUGGACUCUUUCCUCCUUUUCUUAUCAAGACAUUUCAUUCUCCAAAAGGAGGGAAUUUAUUUUUGUUUGUAGUUUUUUGCUUUAUUUUUAUCUCUGUAAUUUGCCCGAGCAAGAAACUGGAUAAGAAAAUGUGUUUAAGUCCUACCUCUUAUCUACAGACUUUUCCAGCAGACAGAACCAAACAAAGAUGACCCAAAGUGGAAGUUUAUCUUGCUGUGCAUAGCCAUUUAUUGAUGCAGUUUGAGAAUGAACACAGCUGUACAUGAGCCGCAGCUUUUUGUCCACAGAAACCUCAAGGAAGGAAAAUAAUUUAAUCUUAAAGCCAAAAAUGUAACUGAAAGAACCUUGGAAUAAGUUAGUUGCCUUUUUAUGACUGUAGUUGAUGUUAUAGACAAAAUACUGCAGGAAACAUUUCAGACUUUGGACAGCCAGGUUGAUGGCAGCAUCAGGUGACUCAGAGUUGCUACUGCUGCUCUUUUAAAAGGAGAGUUAUACUUUUCUCAUCUUCCAUUCAGUCUAGCUUCUGAAACUGGCACAAGAAUUAUCCAUCCGUUUAACCCAAUGUGGAUAUGAUGGUAAAAGUUUAAUAGUUCUGGGGUUAAAGCUAUUUAGGUGCACAUUUAGGGUAAAAUCUUCAGAUGCAAGAGUCAAGAAGUAACGGGAGAUAUUGAGGAUGGGGUGUGAAACAGCGAAAAGAGGAGUUAAUUGGGCAUGUAAAGGAAGGAUAUGGAUGAAGCUCGAACAUGCAAAUACCAGGAUGGCCAUUUUUUCACAUUGUUUUGUUCUUAAGAUCAAUAAGUACAUACAUUUUAUAGUUUAAAUAAUGUCUGGUGUAAUUUAUUGGCCAGUUUUUGUUUGUUUUUUAAGCACACAAGAACUGAAAGUAAGAAUAUGAAUUACUAAAUUGACAGGGAUAACAGCCAGUAGCACCAAAGUUUGUGGACGAGUUAAUGAUAACAUGACUGUAAUGAUUAAUUCAUUUCUUUGGCAUAGCUUUUUUUUGCAAAGAUUUAUUUUUGGGCAUUUUUGGGCCUUUAUUUGCUAGAGGAGGACAGCGGAUAGAGCCAGAAACAAGGACAAGAGUGGGGCAGAGACAUGCGGUAAAGGGCCUCACUGUGCAGCAACCUCCUUCUCUGUUGUUAGCCAAAGUAUGGAAGCCUGAAGGGGACAUGUAUCCAAAAAUUCUUUUGCACUGUUUCCUGUGAUAAGGUAAUUUUUGAUUUUUUCAUAGCCUUAACUUAUUCAUCCUGCAGCACAAACAAAACAAGCACUAAUUUGUUUUCUAGACUGUCAGAAAAUUAUCAUUAAGAGAUAAUUUUUUUUUUUUUUUUAUCUGAGUAUGACAUCAGUUGGUCAAUUGUUAUAGAGGAGAUUAAGAUUUUGUCCACCUGAACCUGAUUGUUCAAAAGCAGUAAAACAGAAUCAGAUUUAACAGAUAAGAUUGCUUCUAGGAAUUGGGGUGUUCAAAGAAGAAGAAAAGAUAACGCAGCCAGGUAGGAUCGGGACAAUCAAUCCUGGUUUUUAUUUUGACAAAAUUGCCAUUUUUUGUAAGUAAAAAUGUAAAUAAUUGAGAUCAAAAAAACAUCAGGAUCAUCCUAAUCCUAGCAGAAGGCUGGACUGAGACUGAGUCAUGGAGAAAAACACGAGAAAACUAUUAGACUGCUGAAAGAUGGCUACAUUUUUACAAGGUAGUUGAUAUUUUAAGACAUUUGUUGGCAUACAUUUUGCACUGGAAUGCUGUUUUGCUUCAUUGAAAGUACAACUGAUAAACAUUAGAGCUGUAAAAAAUGAAGGAUUUUGUCAUUAAAUAAUUAAAGACGGCAACAACAUUUAUUAGUUUGUGAAUUUUGGCACACCCUACGGGCUGACUAUGAUGUGUGAGGUAUUUCAUAAAGCUGUGUAUCAGCUGGUCUAGCCUUAGGACCCACCAACACCUCCUUUAUGAGAAAUUGCGGCCAAAAAUUUAAACAACCAAUCAAAAUUACUCAAAAAUAUUGCGGUUUGGACCUUAGAUGAAAUAUAUAUUAACUAAGAAUAAAUCAGUUAAGUGAAAAUUAGUGUUAAAAAGUCUUAAAUGCAAGAAUAUAAGGUUUCAGCUGUCCUACUUUUAAGUUUUAACUUGUAAAUAUCUACCUUUAGAUUUUGUUGUGACUGCUUUUUGACUGAAAGAAAUCAGAGCUUUCAUUACCUGCUGAUUUAUGGUAUCAAACCAGCAUCUUUUCUUCUCAUAGUAUAAUCUCCAAAUGCUCCAAGAAAGCUUUAUUUGCAUAAUUCAAUAAAAGGUACUACCAACAUAUUCUUUUCUUUGUUUUCAGAUUUUUAUUUUACAAGCAACACAAAAAAACAUGUUAGUGUCUUGUAAAUGUAAUGACUUUGAAAUUAAAGAUGUGAAAGGGUCUUCAAAUAUAUGGGGAGUCUUGAAAAAGGUAUUCAGAAGUAUUAAAUUUAAUUUUAAGAUUUUCUGUAUAUGCACUGAUUUUUCUUUUUUACUGUUGUCCAUGACAACAUGUACAUUUUGGUUGCUAUCAUAAAAAAAACUGCUAUUGCCAGAAAACAAGAUAAAUAAGUUGGGAUUCUGAGGAAACACCUAGAAAUGUAUUCACAGCAAAAUGUGGCAAAACAAAUUACAUGGAUGUUUGUCCACUUAGGGCCUCCAUACAUUGAAGACUUUUUGCCACUCUUUUUUAAUCAAGGCACACUUUUGCAUCCUGAUUCCCCAUCUGAGAAAAACUGCUUUAAAGCACCGGUAAUCUGGAUUUCUUAAUCCAUCUGUACUGGAAUAAUUUGGUCCUAUCCUGUUUCUUGUUUAAAUAACUGUUACUUAAGUGAGCUGGAUUAUUUGAUCCUUUACAAAGAUUACCAAAAUCAUUUUUUUUAGUAAACCUUUUGAAUACCAGAACUGGAAUAAACUCCUUAUCACAGAAAAACUUGGUAAAUAAAAUGUGUUUACAUGCCCACUUUGAGCUUCCGUAUAUAUAUAUUACUCUUUUAUUCCUAUUUAGAAGAUUUAAACUUCUCUUUUUUCAGUUGGUGUGGGGUUUGG
Molecule: messenger RNA, 4999 nt
Organism: Cheilinus undulatus (humphead wrasse)
Lineage: Eukaryota; Metazoa; Chordata; Actinopteri; Labriformes; Labridae
Gene: nat9
Product: N-acetyltransferase 9 (GCN5-related, putative)
Exons: 6
Coding region: 107-739 (210 amino acids)
Biological process (GO): protein acetylation
Molecular function (GO): N-acetyltransferase activity
Source: RefSeq, a predicted model, not a curated record